UUUGCGAAACUGCAAGGUUGCACAAAGGACAAUCGUACAACUUCUUGUGGAAAAUGCAUAGAUGGGGAAGAGUAUAUGGAUAACUACAAUUAUCUCCCUGAAUGUCGGCGAUGUAGUCACUGUGACACUGAACAUGGUUUUGAAGUUGAAAAGAAUUGUACCAUCUACCAGAACGUAAAAUGUAGAUGUAGGUCUGGCUACUUCUGCAAUUCUUCUGGACCAUGUCGCCACUGUGAUCCAUGUGAUGAGUGUAAAGGUGGUAAAAUUCUAGAAAGUUGCACCCAAACCAAUAACACCAGAUGUGACAGAACAGAGAUUGUACAAGAUAAAAUAGCUCCAAUCGUUGCAGCCGUUGUAGUCAGCAUAGUCCUUGUGGGGAUUUUCAUUGGGGCAAUGUGGUAUGUGCGUGAAAAGAAGAAAACCGCAGAGUACAAUGUCAGAGAGGCGCCAAACGGAAUGGAAAUGGAGCCUCUCCGUUAUCAAGAUAUCGAUCUGCUCCCUCACAUUCCUGUUAUUGCAGAGGAGAUGCAGCUGUCAGGAGUCAAGGCUUUUGUUCGGAGACUGAAGGUGACGCCCAAUCGCAUAGAUGUGAUCAUAAAUGAUAAUCCAAAUGAUGGUGCUGAGCAGAAAAUAAAGCUGUUAGAAUGCUGGUACCAAGAACAUGGGAAAAAAGAUGCUUACAAGACUUUGAUCACCACACUGAGAGACCUUCGCUUACGUGCCACUGCUGAUAAGAUUGAAGAAAAAAUAAACGGUGCAAGAAAAUAGCAAUCAUGCUCCUUCCUGAUCACUGCUUUAUAUACAUUCAGUUGAUCUUCUGCUCACCUCAGGCUUUCAUUGGUGCCAUCAAAUAGCGGAUUGGCUUCAAAGUGUAUGACUUCAUUCUGUUCUCUUAAUCCAGUGUUUCUCAAUGAGGGGUGUAUGAGGAUCUAAAGGGAAGGAGGGUAUGAGUGCUUCCAUGAUGUUUAAAUUCUUUUGAAGUUCAAAUUAAAUAAAGGAGCCUCAUUCGAAGAGGAGCAUGAGAUUUGUAUAGCAGAGAAACGGAGGCAUGGAUUUACAAAAGGUUGAGAAACACUGAGUAAAUUCUUCAUCGAAUGGGAUAACACUAAUUUGGAAAACAAAACAAAUAUUCAUGAAAUCUAACUUCUUUCACUGGGGGGAAAAGAAAAUUGAUUUGUCAACCCAAAAUUCAAAAUUUGGGAAUAUUCAGCACAGCUCUCUUUCUAAAGUGCUGAAAUGGUACUGCUUGCAAACCAGCGCUGUCUAUGUGUUUGUUUAUCACUGCAGGAGAGAGGGUCUUUUCAGUGGUGGCACCCUGGCUGUAUAAUGCCCUGCUAAGACAGGCUUGGUUUUAGCUUUAGGCUACUUUUGCUUUCUGUGACUGCAUUAAUCCUUCUUUGUUUUUAUUUUUAUUGAAUUUCAAAUGGUUUUAUUUCUCCUUGAAAGCCACUUGACAAUGCUGUUGCAGCCUAUAAAAUCUGUUCAGCCUGUAAAUAUGUAAAUAAACAGUUUAUUA
Messenger RNA from Lacerta agilis (Sand lizard), 1516 nucleotides. It is a transcript of the gene FAS, whose product is annotated as Fas cell surface death receptor. The transcript is spliced from 7 exons. NCBI's taxonomy places the organism in Eukaryota, Metazoa, Chordata, Lepidosauria, Squamata, Lacertidae. Gene Ontology annotation, molecular function: protein binding; tumor necrosis factor receptor activity. Gene Ontology annotation, biological process: activation-induced cell death of T cells; regulation of stress-activated MAPK cascade; extrinsic apoptotic signaling pathway in absence of ligand. Gene Ontology annotation, cellular component: external side of plasma membrane; CD95 death-inducing signaling complex; membrane raft. The record is from RefSeq and is a predicted model, not a curated record. The coding region runs from base 76 to 768 and encodes 230 amino acids.